This is a messenger RNA of Cercospora beticola, 1404 nucleotides long. RefSeq names its product cytochrome P450. Lineage: Eukaryota; Fungi; Ascomycota; Dothideomycetes; Mycosphaerellales; Mycosphaerellaceae. Gene Ontology annotation, molecular function: oxidoreductase activity, acting on paired donors, with incorporation or reduction of molecular oxygen; monooxygenase activity; iron ion binding. The record is from RefSeq and is a predicted model, not a curated record.
AUGGGACGAGCAUUGACUCUCGUUGAGCUGCGUGGCAUUACCAAAUAUGGCGAGAUGACGACUCUUCAUAUGGGCUCGAAGACCUGGAUUAUGCUCAACAGCAAGCGUGUAGCGGGCGAGAUCAUCUCUAAACGUGGCGCCAUAACCAACGAGAGAACACGCAUGCCCAUGUCGCACGAGGUCCUGAGCCGAAACUCUCGAACUCUCCUGGCACCAUUGAAUCGAUGGCACGAGCCUCGCCGUCUGCUAUCAUCCCUCAUGCUUACAGGCUCCGCACUGCAGCGAUACGGAGAAAUUCAGGAACUAGAAAGCAACCAGCUCAUGGCAGAGUACAUAUUGCAGCCGGAGUUAUGGUUUCGCCAUAAUUAUCGCUACGCAAACUCUGUGAUUCACCGCAUUGCGACGGGAGCCAAGUCACAUAUCGAGAAUCAGGAUCUUAAGAAUUUGCAGCAAGUCACGACGGUGUUCCUCGAUUCCAUCGGCUCGAGCAUCGUUGACUGGUUCCCUUUGCUACAUUCUAUUCCCCGUCCUCUGCAGUUCUGGCGAAGCUACUGGGAGGAGCGUGCGCAGUGGACACACGAAGUACUCAAAGCUUGGUGGGAUCCAGUCAGAGAGCAAGUUGAGAACGGUACCGCGAAUCCAUCCUUCGUUCGAGAUACUCUGUUGAACCCGGAAUCAAAGUACCAGGGCACUGACGAAGAAACCAUGUAUCUCGGCAUGACACUGAUCGAGGCCGGCAGUGAUACAAGCAGGAUGGUCCUCAACACAUUAGCGAUGGCCGCGGUACAUUACCCAGAAGCGUGGGCCAAAGCUCGACAAGAGGUUGAUUCCAUAUGCGAUACGCCUGCUGGUCUCAGACUGCCGCUGAUGAGCGAUCUGAAACGCAUGCCAUACUGCUGUGCGAUUGUAAAAGAACUGCUCCGCUGGCGACCCAUUUUUCCCUACCCGCCCGAUCACACUCUCACCCAAGACCUGGAUUUGGAAGGCUACUUCUUUCCGAAAGGCACAUCGAUGGUCAUGAACUUGAUCGCGAUAGGAGACGAGUGCGAGGAUCCAGAACUUUUCAGGCCCGAAAGAUGGCUGAAUGGCCACGAAGCCGACAUCACUCAUAAUUUGUGGCAAUUUGGUGGUGGUCGUCGGAUAUGCGUGGGCUAUCGCCUUGCUCAGACGGGCAUAUUCGUCAAUGUCGCAAGAUUCGCGAUGUGUUUUGACUACGAAGCGACCGGAAAAUUGAACUCGCUUGAUUUGAAUCAUGAAACGCUGGAAGAGCCAUUUCCGAUUAGAGUCAAGCCUCGUGGCACAAAGUAUAAGCAGCUCAUACUUGAUGAAGCAGAAAGGGCCGGUCUUCUUGACGUUGCGAGAAAUGGUAGAACACCCGCAGGCGAGCAUAAUGGGUUAGAAUAG